GAGAGAGGAGGUGAAGGGGGGGAGAGAGAGAGAGGGUAAUGAAAAUGAUGGCGACCGAUGCAGAGGAGAUAAGAAUCCAAACAAGCCCCUGUCCCAUCCCCGACAACAGUCUCAGCACUCUGUCCAUCAAAAUCACGCGGAAAAACCAGGAUAAACACUGGAAGUUGCGCUUUAUUUACCUGCAGUGCUAUUUCUUGACCAUUGCAACGAUACUGGGAACUGGAAUCUUAGGUCUUCCAGUAACGAUAGCCCAUGCUGGACUGGUGCCUUUCCUUGUCUCCUUUCUUGUUGGCUUCUUUGUCCAGGCCUUGCUUAUCUACUUGUUUGUGGAACUUCUUCAGAAAUGUCAGGUGAUGCAGCUAGAAUCUCUAAAGACAGGUGUGGCAGAGUGUAUUGUGAUGGAUCAGGUGGGUGUGGAGGAUCAAGCCCCCACAGAGGAAGAGGAGGAGGAUGAUGGUGAAAAUGCAGAAGCAGAUACAGGUUUACUGCAGCAGGAUGCAACAGCUCUACACAAUCAAGCUGAGAGCCUGCAGCCCAACCUUCAUCUGCUUGGCUACCUCUUCCUCUCCCGGCCUAUGAGCCACGCCUUCAACUGCAUCCUCCUCUUCCAGUUCAUUUCUAUUGGAAUUAGUUAUGUCUUAGCUGGCAGUGAGGCCUACGCUGCUAUUCUUAAUGUCAGACACAUCUAUAUGAUCCCAGCCUUCACCUGGAUUCUAACUCUUGCUAUCUUACUGGCCCACACAGUCAUCCAGCCAAUCACUUCACUGCUUACCCUGCUGAAAGGAAUCCUGCUCAUUGUCACGGUGGCUGUGACAUUUGCCGUAGGUUCAGAGGUCGGCCUUCAGAGCAGCAGUGACUUCAGUCAGAUGGGGAAACCUUUCCUAAUGGGCACAGUGGCUCUGGGAGGGAUUGUAAACGUGAUGCCUCUGCUCUUCUCACAGAUCUCACACAACAGAACACAGAUCCUGUGGUUUCGGAGAGCAGUGCUUGGAGGUCUGACAACCUGCACUGUGCUCAACAUCCUCUGGUGCUGGGCAGUGCUGGAAAUCGUGCCCCAAACAUCGAUACCAGAGAGGCGGCUGGCAGCUGAGACAACAACCCAGCCCGACCCUGCCAGCCUGUUUGGUCCUCCUCCCUCUGUCUCCCCUCUGCAGUACUCCAACAUCUCACUAGAAGAGUCUGAGAAAGCAGGAGAGAUUGCAACUAUUCCCCUGACCAAGAUUAUUAAUGAACGUUACAGGGCGUACUCCUGGGUGGCUGAGCUGAUCCAGGUGUUUAUAGCCAUCAGCGUCACUGUGUCCUUCCUGGUAAUGGGAUCUGCUAUGAAACACACCAUUGACGGUUUGGUGAGCUCGUUGUGGAGCAGCAGGCUGGAGUGGCUGUCUACAGCUUGGGAGCGAAACCUGCCAAACAAAGAGCACAUCUGCUCAGCGAGAAGCAUGGUGAAAGGAUUCAUGUCACUGCUCGCAUUCGUUGUCAUCUUUAUCGUGUCAGUGUGUGAUCCCAGGGGUUUUGUUGUCUUGUUGGACAAAGUUGUUUCGUUCUCUCUCAACACUGAAGUGGGACUGUUUGUCUUCAUCAUGUUGAGAGAGUCCAGAGAAGAUAGAUUCCAACACCUUGCUGUCCCUCUGCCAGUAGGUGACUGUGUCUUCAGCCUCAGUUGGCUGCUCCCCACCUACUUCCUGUUUGCAGUAACCUAUGACGUCCUGCAGACCCUGGCAGACGUGGCUCAUUACCUGCCUUUCUACAGUCACAGUCAGGAGCCACUCCACCACAAUGUGACUGAGAGUUUAACAGCAGCCAAUGUCUCCAUCCUGCUCUGAUCCUCAGGCAGCUACAUCACAGAUGGACCAGCAGGAAUUGAAGUUGCCAAAAACCAGAAGCUUUGCAAGUGCUUUUAUAUUGUAUUCACUCUUAGUAAGCUCUUGAUACAAUUUGAGCAUUUUAAAUAGAAGCAUCAUUUGCUUUGAAUGGCAUCUUUGGCCAUUUCUUGUGUUUUUGCACUCCACUUUUUUCAUGACUACUUAUCAAACAGGGCUCAUUUUCUUUGCCUCUUCAGCUAUGGUGGCCUCAGUGCUUUAUACACCUGAUGAAUUGCAGAGGUUUAGAGUUGAAUGCAUCUGGUCGCUGCUGUUGUAGAACUGUAAAUAUACAUUUUAUGGAAACACUAUAUAAUAAAGUAUAGGUUAAAUCACUAUCAAUGCUGUAUGCAGAGAAUAAAAAUGGAAUUUAUCUAAAUGACAAAGUCUAUUAUUAUGUUCACUUAUGCUUGAUUAUUAUGAAAUUAGUCAAUUUAACAGCUAUCUAUUUACUGUUUGAGUGAAGUGGUCCCUUAAAAAUGCACCGUGGACCAUUUUUAUACUGAUCAUGUGACCGCAGAUGAGCCAGCAGAGGGAGCUGUUUGUUCUCCAUUCUGUAUCAGUAUGCGCAAUGAAACAUUAAGUUCAGAUCAGUCCGUUCACAUGCAUGUUCACACAUCAACUACUGAUGGGCAUGAUCCCUCUCUAUUUAUCCUCUCAACACAAACAAGCUUCGUUUUCAAGUUAGAAAAUGACUAAACCUAUAAAGUUACAGAAUUCUUUUAUUCAGUUUGUUUUUUGUUUUGUUUUUUUUGCAUAAUGAUGAUGUUUCAUCUUGCCCUAUUAGCAAAUGUUCCCAAGUUUAGGACCCAGCCCAGUCGCCAGAGGAAAAUGUUGGCAUUAUACAUUUCUGCAAACCAUAUGUUAGAUUUGUGUGUUUGUUUCAUAUAAAAAUUUCUAACAUGACGUAAUGUAUGUGCUGACUCUUGGCAUCCAGAGGUGGAGGUGGAUGGCAUGUCAUCUAGGCAAGA
Epinephelus fuscoguttatus (brown-marbled grouper) is the source of this 2830-nucleotide messenger RNA. RefSeq lists its product as uncharacterized. The coding region runs from base 39 to 1823 and encodes 594 amino acids. The record is from RefSeq and is a predicted model, not a curated record. The transcript is spliced from 18 exons. Lineage: Eukaryota; Metazoa; Chordata; Actinopteri; Perciformes; Serranidae.